AUGGAGGAUGGAUCUGAAAGGCCAAAAGCCUUUGCGUCGCGUUCUCUCUCAAAAUCGGAACGCAAUUAUUCUCAAAUAGACAAAGAGGCACUUGGGAUAGUUUGGGGAGUAAAGAAAUUCUACCAGUAUCUGUAUGGGCGUCUGUUCAUUUUACUGACGGAUCAUCAGCCGUUGACGUCUAUAUUUCACCCAGAGAAGGGGAUCCCAAUGACAACUGCAGCUAGACUUCAACGCUAUGCCCUAUUUUUGGCAGGAUUCCAAUAUGACAUCAAGUACAAGAGUACAAGACAUGCAAAUGCAGAUUGUUUGUCGCGAUUACCCUUGGUCUCUAAGCAGGAGACAGAAGGAGACACUGUCGAGACGUUCAUAGUGUCUCAUAUGGAUACUCUCCCGGUAACUAGCAAGGAAAUCUCACGAGAAACUUUAAAAGACCCAACCCUGUCAAAAGUGUACACCACUGUACAGCGAGGGUGGAUCGAGGGUGAAGAUAAAUGCUUAGGCAUAUUCUACAACAAGCGUGUGGAAAUAAGCAUUCAUCAGAACUGUCUGUUUUGGGGUAUACGUGUUAUUGUCCCCAGUGCACUCAGGCAAAGAGUGCUAGACGAGUUACAUGAAGGACAUGUCGGCGUGGUAAAGAUGAAAGGCUUAGCAAGAAGCUAUGUCUGGUGGCCGGGCAUUGACACAGACAUUGAACACGUUUGUAAAUCUUGUACAGGAUGCCAGGAGGUCAAGCAUGCGCCACCCGCCGCACCUAUUCACCCAUGGGAAUGGCCGUCCAUUCCCUGGCAGCGUAUUCAUAUAGACUUUGCAGGCCCAUUCCUCGACAUGAUGUUUUUUGUGGCAGUCGAUGCCCAUUCAAAAUGGCCUGAAGUGGUUCCGAUGAAAAUGACCACAGCAGAGAAAAAUGUGGAGGUGAUGCGAGAGAUAUUCAGCAGAAACGGAGUCCCAGCUCAGGUAGUGAGCGAUAAUGGCCCCCAGUUCGUAUCGGAACAUUUUUCCAAUUUCAUGAGGUGUAAUGGAAUUAAACACACAACAUCAGCUCCAUAUCAUCCAAGCACUAACGGUCUCGCGGAGCGUUUUGUCCAGUCUUUCAAAGGUGCAAUGAAAGCAAGCAAGAAGGACUCUGGUUCAGUACAGAAAAGGCUGGCCAACUUUCUAUUGGCAUAUAGAAACAGUAAACAUAUGACCACGAAUGAGACCCCAGCAAAGCUCUUCAUUGGACGUAACUUACCGUCGCGGCUUGAUUUGAUCAAACCGGAUAUAAGACGACGCGUUGAUGAACAACGCUGGAAACAAGAAUCCAAGCGACAGGUUCCUUGUAGAUCAUUCUCUGUUGGAGAGCCGGUAUCUAUACGUGACUAUUGUGGUUCACAGAAAUGGAUUUAUGGCAAGGUUGCAGAGAAGACGGGCCCGGUCUCGUACAAAGUUGAAAUUGCACCAGGUGUAUUUUGGCGUAGACAUUUGGACCAGCUUCGUGCUACAGAGGUGGUCGAGAAACCAUCAGAAGUCAACUUACCUGUUAAAGGAGAUGUUACACCCAACUCUCCAACAGUCUUACUGGAAAAUACAGUCAGUAACAAGUCAAGAGUCAUCGACAACAGUGUGUCGUCAGUACCAUCAACAAUGUGUCAAGAGUCGUCAAGUGAAGUCAGUUCACCGUCUCCUGUCAUUGAGCCUUGUCCGACGCCAGAGAAUAUGUUGACGCCGAAGCGGCGUUAUCCACGUCGCAACAUCGUUCCACCAAAGAAGCUUCAAGACUUUGUUACGACCUAG
Messenger RNA from Pecten maximus, 1773 nucleotides. RefSeq lists its product as uncharacterized. The transcript has a single exon. NCBI's taxonomy places the organism in Eukaryota, Metazoa, Mollusca, Bivalvia, Pectinida, Pectinidae. The record is from RefSeq and is a predicted model, not a curated record. Gene Ontology annotation, molecular function: nucleic acid binding. Gene Ontology annotation, biological process: DNA integration. Bases 1 to 1773 code for a protein of 590 amino acids.